UGUUCCACCACUCCGCCCCCAUUCAGGGGGGGCACAGACAGAAUAUCAGCUCGCCUCCCUCGCCUCCGCCCUAUAAUAAUCCCGUCGUCCCCUUCUCGUCAUCUCCGUCCCCAUCUCGAUCUCGCCACCACUCCCCUCCCACCCUCUCCGCCUCCGGAUCCCGCACCCCCGCCAUGACGGUCUCCACCAACGGCGCCUCGCCCCCCGCGCCGGCGCUCAAGUUCCUCAUCUACGGCCGCACGGGCUGGAUCGGGGGCCUGCUGGGCAAGCUCUGCGCCGCGCAGGGCAUCGCCUACGCGUACGGCGCGGGGCGGCUCGAGCACCGCGCCCAGCUCGAGGCCGACCUCGACGAGGUCAAGCCCACCCACGUCUUCAACGCCGCGGGCGUCACCGGCCGCCCCAACGUCGACUGGUGCGAGACGCACAAGGUCGAGACCAUCCGCGCCAACGUCUGCGGCACGCUCACGCUCGCCGACGUCUGCCGCGCCCGGGGCCUCGUCCUCAUCAACUACGCCACGGGCUGCAUCUUCGAGUACGACGCGGGCCACCCGCUCGGCUCCGGGGUCGGGUUCAAGGAGGAGGACACCCCCAACUUCGUCGGGUCAUUCUACUCCAAGACCAAGGCCAUGGUCGAGGAGCUGCUCAAGAACUACGAAAAUGUGUGCACCCUUCGUGUAAGGAUGCCCAUUUCAUCUGAUCUGACCAAUCCUCGCAACUUCAUCACAAAAAUCACCCGUUAUGACAAGGUUGUGGAUAUCCCAAAUUCAAUGACAAUCUUGGAUGAACUUCUUCCCAUCUCAAUCGAAAUGGCAAAGAGAAACCUCACUGGAAUCUGGAACUUCACAAACCCUGGUGUGGUGAGCCACAAUGAGAUAUUGGAGAUGUACAGAGACUACAUCGACCCAAGCUUCUCUUGGAAGAACUUCAACUUGGAGGAGCAAGCCAAGGUAAUAGUAGCACCGAGGAGCAACAAUGAGCUCGACACGGUUAAGUUGAAGACUGAGUUCCCAGAACUUCUGUCAAUCAAGGAGUCGCUGAUCAAAAAUGUUUUCAAACCGAAUCAGAAGACGUCCAAGGCUUGAUAAAUGGAACAGUCUGCACACAGCCCCAUGUUGAUGUUAUUUAUUCAACAUACAUUUAUAUUGCUCUCCGGGCCAAUCCAAUAAGCAUGCAUGGUGUUCUAUUCUGUACCUGUUGUGUGCAUUGUUGCUGCAGAAGAUAGUUUCUCGUAGGAAUUCACACCCCCUGUUAUUAUCAGAUUAUUACACAGAACACCACAUGGUGUUACUACUGUAUCCUAUGAAUACAAUGGGAAAUGGACUAAAGUGAGGAACACGUUCCUCUGUUGUACUGUAUCUUACAAUUGGAGUAAAUCAUCAUUUAUAAAGUUCAGUAGGAAAUGGCUUUGGACACUA
Messenger RNA from Lolium rigidum, 1415 nucleotides. RefSeq names its product bifunctional dTDP-4-dehydrorhamnose 3,5-epimerase/dTDP-4-dehydrorhamnose reductase. The record is from RefSeq and is a predicted model, not a curated record. The transcript has 2 exons. The coding region runs from base 174 to 1082 and encodes 302 amino acids. Gene Ontology annotation, molecular function: methionine adenosyltransferase regulator activity. Lineage: Eukaryota; Viridiplantae; Streptophyta; Magnoliopsida; Poales; Poaceae. Gene Ontology annotation, cellular component: methionine adenosyltransferase complex. Gene Ontology annotation, biological process: S-adenosylmethionine biosynthetic process.